Chara braunii is the source of this 2625-nucleotide messenger RNA. The record is from the annotation of a GenBank genome assembly. NCBI's taxonomy places the organism in Eukaryota, Viridiplantae, Streptophyta, Charophyceae, Charales, Characeae.
UGGUUCCUCAUUGCUAGCUGCGUGUGCGAAAACGGGCGAUGAGUCUUGGAUAUGUCAUGUGGGCCUCCGCAUAUGAGUGGUUCGCGCAAUUGUUCCGACCAAAGGAAGACAAGGAACGUUCAGGACAACCAGAACAAGAUCCAGAUGUCGUUCACAACCGCGAUAGCCGUGCUGAAUCACCAAGUCGAUCUGAAACGAGCUCGAAGUUGGCCCUUGGCGAUGGGAUGUUGCGGGAUUGGCGGUGGUCCAGGAUGUUGCGGAUUCGCCAUGGGUCUCUGUUGUGCGCAACGGGUCUUCGCUGAACRUUUUGGAUGGGUGGCUUCGCCACUGUUGGCAGUGCGUGCGACACGGGCGAUUCCUGUUGGAGAUCGUGCGCAUGUCGACUCGUGCGUGAUUCACGGAGCAGGUGGUGAUGUAGAAGACGACUUGCACAACCAACUGCAUUGCGAUAUCCUAAGUAGACUGGGGGAAGACAACCCGCAAGCCAGGGUCCAAGAAAGUGGACCAACAAACGAGAUUGAGGACGCCAAGACGCGACGGCGAUGCGACUUUCUCUACGCGUCAGAUGCGGUCGCCGGAGGCAGCCCCGCAUCCAUCAGCGUGGCCAGGCAUGUUCAGGAGCUGACACGUGGACAUGGAUCUCGCCGCCAAGGUUUUCUUGGGGAGUCGACGCCACGUGGAGGCGGAGUUGGCGAACAGUUGCAACAGGGCUCACAAUCGACGACUCCUCGUCGUCUGGUCGAAAGGAUCGGUGCGUUCGUUCGUGGCAUGCAGGUGGCCGAGGUUUCGCCUGACGAUCGCGCUCGUGGUUCGCAGGUUCGAGAGGUGCGUGGGUCAGAUGAGACGACUCGUUGGGACCAACCUGCGCCUGCACAACUGCAGACGGAGUUGAGCCAGGAACGAGAAGCAAGUGGGAAAGUCGCCGGUGAGGAUGAGGUGUUCGAACAGGGGGUGUUCAGUGAGAGAUCGCCUGAAAAGACUCAGUCGGGAGGCAAGCGCAACUUGGCAGAUGAGGAAGAGCGAGAGGGAAAAGCAGAUGAGGGAGACGGCGGGGAGGGGGAUGACGACGUGGAGAUUAACCUCAACGCCUUUAACCUCGACAAUGCGUUCUUCCUCGAGUUGAAGACAGGGGUGCAGAGGGACGUCGUGUUCCAGAACCAUCUCGAAAGAAUAUUGGCUAUUCCAGACUGGGAAGAUGCGUACAACCACCGAUCCUUGGACGGGUUCCUCGUUGAUACCAUCGCGUCGGCUAUGAUCGACUGCUAUGAACGUAAAGACAUGAGAUACACGAAGCCCAUUUUCGUUCUCGCUCCCAUCGUCGCGCCUCCAGAGAGGGGCGAGCCUGCUGUGCGCGUGCUGCCUGGUGACUUCGACAGCUCACAGCCCAAGAAAUACUGGUAUUAUCCUGUGUGUGGACAACAUAAGGCGAGGGCGGCGAUGAAGGUGAAAGACCAUCCCGUGUUCGAGUACUACAACUUUUGUAAAUGGUCGUUCAGACCGAUCUACUUCCCUGACGACAAGUUCGACGGCUACGCCCAUGUCAGCUGCGAAGACAACAUGAAAGACAAGAAGAAUCCACCGCGCUUGCAGGUUUUGUCUAUGCGGGACAUUUAUCACUCCGUCUUCGCUUUGGGGGAGAAGUUCUAUGAUGAGUGGUCGAAAGGGAAACUCCUUGCUUCCAACGACCGGCGUUGGAUUGAAAAGCCGCCCACCCAUGAGGAGGUGGCCAAGCCAGGACUCUCCACUGUGACAGACAGCCAGGGGAUGAAGAAACACGUCUGGUACGUGAAGGUGGACGACCCGUCGUUGAAAAAGGGCAAGGGGAAACCAAAGAAAGCCGCCGAGGAGAAAACUUACUACGUCCAAGUUCCUGAGCCGGAUGUCCACUGCUGGAAGGAAUUGGUGGACUUGACGGACCGCGAGAAGAAAAGGCUGCUGAACAGCGGCUUGAACCUUAACGUCGUGUGGGUUCAAACGAGUAGCAAGAACUUGGCCGAGCAAGGGAAGUUCGUUGUGAAGGAGAUGAUCGACAUAAUAAAAAUGGACCAGAUUAUGCUGAGGCUGUGGCACUACAUGGAGUUCGAGUACGAGGAAAUGGAUAAGCGGGAGUGGAAUGCCAACUCCACGUUCUUCAGGUCCAAGUGCCAGCUGUUCGAAGAGUUCAAGGACAAAGGUCUCGACGACAAGCUUUGGAACGAGAACAGGAAAUUUUUCACGGACACGGCGUACGUCAAGAAGUGCCCUCAGUUUCUCGGGUGUCAACACGACAACAACAUCAAGAGAACGGCGACCCUCGUUAACGACCAGCAUUUCCCGGCGGAGUGGAAGCGUGUCGUCCUUUCGGUGAUCACUGGAGAUCGCGCCAAAGGCAAAAAAAACCCUCGAGACGUUGAUGAAUGCAUCAACAUUUUGUGGACGAGGACAAACGCCUUGACGACGCUGGCCCAGUUUAACGUCGACCCAUUGAGUGUCAUAGAUCAUAAGGAGGCGCUGGAAAAACUAGGGCAUCAGCUACGCUCCCACACUUGCGUGCUCGACUUGUGCGGAACUGUGGACCGUGCGCAAUGAGACUCUGGGGCAUUCGAGUCUCUGAGUGAGUUGCUGGGCUUCGUUUGUCAGGACUAC